Messenger RNA from Solanum pennellii, 1905 nucleotides. RefSeq lists its product as uncharacterized. The transcript is spliced from 2 exons. The record is from RefSeq and is a predicted model, not a curated record. NCBI's taxonomy places the organism in Eukaryota, Viridiplantae, Streptophyta, Magnoliopsida, Solanales, Solanaceae. The coding region runs from base 1 to 1905 and encodes 634 amino acids.
AUGCAUGAAGAAGUUCAAGUAGACAUUGUUCAGGGAAUAUCUGAAAUGCUCGACGAGAAUAAUGUUCUGGUAAAAUCAUUUCGUAUGGCAAAAGAUAGAUAUAGAGAACAAACACAAACAGAGUUUCGCCUACGUCUUCUAUUAGAAAGGAUUAACGACGGUCGGCAAUACAAUAUACCUACGGCUUCAGAAGUAGCUGGAUUGAUCAUUGGCGAUCUUACAUAUGCUAACUUCCAGCGAGAUGUUAUUGUUGAACACCGCAAAAAUGGGCUCCAAAGGAUCACCGAUUUACACCCAAGUUUCAUGUCAAUGACCUACCCAUUAAUACACCCAUACGGUGAAGAUGGAUAUAGACUGGGAAUACAAUUGGUGUCUCAUUCCCAAAAAACUUAUACACGCGAGCACAUGACAAUGAGACAAUAUUAUGGAUACCGCAUACAACAACGGCUUAAUGAGGGGCGCACACUUAUACAGGCUGGCAGGCUACUGCAGCAGUACAUUGUGGAUGGUUACAUGGCAAUUGAAGAGGAGCGAUUUAGAUAUAUACGAAAUAACCAACCAAAGCAUCGGGAUGAUCUUUUUGGGGGCUUAAUGGAUGCUGUUGUAUGUGGAGAUUCUGAUUGUUCACAAGUCGGGAAAACAAUUAUAUUACCUUCGUCAUACACGGGGGGACCUCUCUACAGGGCACAAAAUUAUCAAGAUGCAAUGGCUUUAUGUAGAUGGGCUAGAUACCCGAAUUUAUUUCUUACCUUCACAUGUAACCCAAAGUGGACAGAAAUAAAGGCAAUGUUGCACCUAAUUGGUCAACAUGACGAUGGUAGCCGGGUAGACAUCAUAUGCAGGGUUUUCCAGAUCAAGUUGGCCCAACUAAUGCAACAUAUUAAAAAAGAUACACCAUUCGGGACAGUAAUAGCAUUGGAACAUAUUGACAGAGUAAUAUCCGAUGAAAUACCUGAUCUUGAAGAAGAUCCAGAUGGGUAUAAUGCAGUCAAGAACUUUAUGAUACACGGGCCAUGCGGACAACUAAAUCCCUGCUGCCCAUGUAUGGGACAAGGGAAGUGCACAAAGCAUUUCCCAAAGAAAUACAAUGACCAGACAAAUUUUGAUUCGGAUGGAUUCCCUAUUUAUAGGAGACGCAACACAGGUAUUGAAGUGAAGAAAAAUGGAGCCAGCCUAGACAACAGAUAUGUUGUUCCGUACAAUAGGAACUUGCUUGUGCAAUUUAAUGCACACAUAAAUGUUGAAGUCUGCAACUACUCAAGGUCAGUGAAGUAUCUAUUCAAGUAUGUUCAUAAAGGGCCUGAUAGAGCAACAACAAUAAUAGAAUCAGCAGAUUCAACAAAAGACAACGAUGAGAUCAGAAAGUAUCUAGAUUGCAGAUACAUUUCAGCUUCCGAAGCAUGCUGGAGGAUAUUCCAAUUUGACAUACAUUACAGACAACCAGCAUUUGAGCGAUUACCAUUCCAUUUACAACGACCAAACACCAUAAUAUUCGAAGAAUCAAGGCGAGGUGAAAGCGUAUUGAACGGACCAGAUAUUGAAAAAACAAAAUUUACUGAAUGGUUUGAAGCUGACAAAGAGUACCCCGAUGCAACAGAUCUAACAUAUUCUGAUUUUCCUACGCAGUGGUUAUGGAAUGUAAAACAAAAAAAAUGGACUAGGAGAAAAAAAGGUCGGGCAGUUGGUAGAAUCUAUUUUGCAGAUCCAGCAAGUGGAGAGUGUUUUUAUCUGCGCAUGUUGUUAAAUUUUGUCAAAGGUUGCACUUCAUUUGAUAUCAUAAGAAGAAUUAAUGGAGUAGAUUAUAAAACCUAUCGAGAGGCUUGCUACGCAUUAGGCUUAUUAGAUGACGACAAGGAGUGGAAUGACUGCUUGUCAGAGGCUGCCCAAUGGGCAAGUGGAAAUUAA